This is a messenger RNA of Mesitornis unicolor (brown roatelo), 306 nucleotides long. Its product is annotated as DNA-directed RNA polymerases I and III subunit RPAC2-like. Gene Ontology annotation, biological process: DNA-templated transcription. Gene Ontology annotation, cellular component: RNA polymerase I complex; RNA polymerase III complex. The record is from RefSeq and is a predicted model, not a curated record. Gene Ontology annotation, molecular function: protein dimerization activity; DNA binding; DNA-directed RNA polymerase activity. The annotation marks the transcript as partial. Lineage: Eukaryota; Metazoa; Chordata; Aves; Mesitornithiformes; Mesitornithidae. The transcript is spliced from 4 exons.
GUCCAGGCAGAUGGGACGGAUGGAAACUGUGUCACAUUUGUGUUGCACGAUGAGGACCACACACUUGGCAAUGCCCUCCGCUAUAUGGUCAUGAAGAACCCUGAUGUGGAGUUCUGUGGCUACUGCAUCACGCACCCCUCCGAAAGCAAGAUCAACUUCCGGAUCCAGACCAGAGGGGGCCUUCCUGCUGUUGAGCCGUUUCGGAAGGGGCUGAACGACCUGAUGGGUGUUUGCCAACACGUGCUCAACACAUUUGAGAGGAGCAUGAAGGAAUACAGGGCCCAGAGGGAGGAAGAGAUGCAGUAG